Danaus plexippus (monarch butterfly) is the source of this 2584-nucleotide messenger RNA. RefSeq names its product transcription factor EB (gene Mitf). Gene Ontology annotation, cellular component: nucleus. Gene Ontology annotation, molecular function: DNA-binding transcription factor activity, RNA polymerase II-specific; RNA polymerase II cis-regulatory region sequence-specific DNA binding; protein dimerization activity. Bases 418 to 1944 code for a protein of 508 amino acids. The transcript is spliced from 14 exons. NCBI's taxonomy places the organism in Eukaryota, Metazoa, Arthropoda, Insecta, Lepidoptera, Nymphalidae. The record is from RefSeq and is a predicted model, not a curated record. Gene Ontology annotation, biological process: regulation of transcription by RNA polymerase II.
UGAAUUUUAUAAUGUUGUCAUGAAGUGUACCGUGUCAUUCAAUUCAUUUAACCGACCUGUAUGUCAGUGUAGUUGGUUUUAUAUUUGAUAGUGUGUUAGUUCCAUCAAUGAAACUGGAUUUGAUGUGUUUAUUAAAAUCAUCUAAAUAUUUUACAGGUAAUUUGAAGACUCAUUAAACAGUAUUAUAUAUUUGUAAGGGGAAGUGAUAUAUAGUGAAAGUGUUACGACCAGUAUUAAUGAACCAAGUGAUACAUAAGAUAGGACACGAUGUGUGAACAAGGGAGUAAAUAAGUGAUGAUGACAGUGAGGUGACGGUGGACCCUGGCCGUCGGGCUGUAGUGUAAGAUAGAAAGAAACAUUCCUCUGUUAAAAAUCCUAAGCCAGGGCCCGGCAGAAAACUGCAAGCGUGUCUGCAAAAUGACCAAGGGCCCUCGGAAAGUGAAGCUAGUCAUAGUAGUCAACAAUAAAAAAGAUCCGCCCACAUUCAAAACCUUAACGCCCACAUCCCGCACGCAGCUUAAACAACAGUUGAUGAGAGAGCAUGCCCAGGAGCAACUACGAAGGGAAUCGUUACAGACUCAGCAGGGUGGUCAGUCCAAAGAACAUGAGGACAAGAAGAAGUCCCUCCCGACGGAGGUUCCACGCGUCGCUCCACACUUGGAACUACCACCGCAAGUGUUACAGGUGCGAACAGUUUUGGAGAAUCCCACCAGGUAUCACGUGAUCCAGAAGCAGAAGAGCCAGGUGCGCCAGUACCUCAGCGAGUCAUUCACACCACAAACACAGGUGUCAGCUGUCCGUGGUCCGGUGCAGAGCGCCCCGGAGCUAAGGUCGUCAUCACCAGAACGUGGAACUGUCCUCAGUCCAGGACUAUGCUCAGCAGGAAACUCAGAAACGGAUGAAUUUCUGGAUGACAUCCUAUCCCUGGAUAGCGGGGCUGGUCCCCUGUCGUCUUCGGAGCCCCCCUCUACAGCCAGCUCCGUGGCCGGGGACUGCGCCCUCUCAGACGCAGACAUGCACGCGCUCGCUAAGGAUAGACAGAAGAAAGACAACCAUAAUAUGAUCGAACGCCGCCGUCGUUUCAAUAUAAACGAUAGAAUUAAAGAGUUGGGUACCUUACUGCCCAAAACGAACGAUCCCUUCUACGAGGUGAUACGGGACGUGCGACCUAACAAGGGGACCAUCCUCAAGAGCAGCGUCGACUACAUCAAGUGUCUGCGGGACGAAGUCAACAGGCUCAAACAGAGCGAACAGAGGCGGAAACAGAUUGAGCUGCACAACCGGAAACUGAUGCUGAGGAUACAGGAGUUGGAACGUCUGGCGAGAGUUCAUGGACUUCCGGUCAAUGAAAGCUGGUCGGCAUCACAAGAGGACUCGGGGGUCGAAGCCUCCCCAGAAUGUUACACUGACAAGAACCCAGUACACCAAGAGCCUCCAGCUGUGCAGCCCAAGAGUGAACCAGCGCCGAUGGAACUGUCCGAUGGAAGGGACGCCCUUGCAGCACUCACAGCGCUUGACGGUUUGAAGCUGGGCUCAUGUUCUCCCCUGGACCGCGGAGCAUCUCUGUCCUUGGACUGCCUAGAACCAGACCUCUGUCUCGACACACCUGGAGACCUCUUCCACAAAGAUAUCAAGCAGAUGCGUUUGUCACCCACGGCUGGUCUCCUUGAUGAUGAAGCGGUGAUGAACCUGGCUCAGAUAGAAGACCUCAUGGAUGACGACUCACACAAUCCCGUCACACAGGGAGACCCGAUGUUGUGUUCGUCGCCGAGCGCGAUGGGGCCGGCGGGAGAUUCGUCCUGCGCCAUGCUGCACAUAGACCUCGCGCUGCACAACACAGACUACGGCUCACGAUCUCUCCUGUCCGAGCUGAGUGACGGCCUGCCUCUGUUGAUGGGUGCUCCGCCCCCCCGGGCCUGCUUCGACAUGGAUCUAGGGGCGUAGUCCCCACCAGCUCCACUCACAACGCGGUCUUUUAGAAGCAUUUCAUUAUACAGGGUGGACACGACCCUUACUCCAUGUAUCCGAUGUGACGAGCUCUGUGAAGUAAUAAUCGGAGAUGCAGCGGUUCGCCCGCUGGGCUCCACCCUGUAUAUAGUAUACAGUAUGUUAUUGUUAUAAAGUAUCUAUAUCUCCGAUCGUUGUGAUACGAGAAUAUAUUUUUGUAAGCCUAUACACGUUGUCAGCCUCGCAGCCCCGCCUCUAAGCCGGCUCGCCGUUCCCUGCUCGCGAGCUCGGUCGGGGCUUCUCGAACAUAUAUUUUAUUGUAAUCAGUUAAGUGUGACUCGUGUUAAGUCAGUGCCUGUCGCCGUGCGUCGCGUGCAAUAAAACAUAUUGAACACAUAUAUAUUUUAAUAGUAUUUUUUUUCGCGAACAAAUUUUAUAACGUUACUUAUAUAUGAAGAUGAAGUUAUUGUGAUGUUUUUAUUUAUAUAUACGAAAUAUUGUUAGUGAGUCUGUCCGUAGCGUUAGAGAUGUUGGCGGCGCUUUGAAGCGCUCGAAUGUGAAUGUUAUUUUAUUUAAUAUAUAAAUGAGAUUAUGAAAAUAUGUUGAAGUACAAAAAAUAUAACAGAAUUUACCAGUU